Molecule: messenger RNA, 1655 nt
Organism: Dromiciops gliroides (monito del monte)
Lineage: Eukaryota; Metazoa; Chordata; Mammalia; Microbiotheria; Microbiotheriidae
Gene: KLHDC9
Product: kelch domain containing 9
Exons: 4
Coding region: 470-1471 (333 amino acids)
Molecular function (GO): cyclin binding
Source: RefSeq, a predicted model, not a curated record
GCACGGAGACACUGCCUAGACCUUCAUGGCACCGGGAGGACACAGAGGGUUUCCUUGUCCCUUCUCUCCACCCUACUCGUGUUUACCCUACCCCGGCCCUGGAGCUUCCAAUUUGUCCUAGGAGGGUCGUUUCCUACCGCCCCUCCUCUUGUUGCCAUAGUUACCGAUACCCUACUGGACACCAGGUUACUCCGGGGUAACAGCGCUUUGUAUUUGCAUCCCCGUCGCUAUAGUAAUCAAGCCUUUCCGGCCUACGCUGUUGCUAACAGCCGUCGUUACCAGAGCGACGCUGAGAAAGGCGGGGCUCCGAGGUCCGGGAGAGCUCGCCCCAGGUUGGGGGAAGGGGUGGGGUGAGGCUAAGGGCGGGGCUCCUGCGAGCCUGGGGGUGGGACGUGGGGCAGCAUAGGCAGGUAAGAGGAGGAGAGGGGCGGGGCAGGGUCGCCGGCACCUCCGGGCCCUAGGACCCCUCAUGGCCGUAGCCCGGCGCCCUGGGUGGGCCUGGAGGCCCGUGGCGCAUGACCCGCUCCUAGCUCGGGCGUUCCACUCAUGCACCGUGCUGCGGGAUCGGCUCUACGUGUUCGGGGGCCUGUCGUGCGGGGGCGCGCGCGAGCCCCUCGGGAACGCGGUGACUUUUGACCCGGCGGCGGGGCAGGUUGUGCAGGCGGGUGGCCCCGGGGGACCCCGGCGCAGCCACCACGACGCGGCGCCCGUGGGCGGCCGCUGGCUCUGCGUGGUGGGGGGCUGGGACGGGUCUCGGCGCGUAGCGGCCGUGGCAGUCCUGGAUGCGGAGCGCGGGGCCUGGGAGACUUGGUCCGCGGCCCCGGGCAGCUGCGCCCCGGCCGGGCUCAGCAGCCACACCUGCACCCGCCUAUCGGACCACGAGCUGCGCGUGGCCUGCCGCGAGGGCGGCACUCGCACCCAGCGCCGCUACGGCAGCGUCUACACCCUGCGCGUGGACGGCCCCGCGCGCACCUACAGCUACCGCGAAGAGGGCUGCCACACGGCCUCACGUUCGGGCCACUGCGCUGCGCUGCUCCGCACCGGCGGCCCCCAGUCCGGCUACCAGCUCCUGCUCUUCGGGGGCUGCAACUCCCCCGAGGUCGAAGUGGCCGGGCGCUGGGGCCCGGGGCAUGUCCAGGAGGAGCCGGUCGUUGCCUCGCGGCUGACAGAACAGCUCUCCCAGCUAGUGAGCAGUGAGCAGGGGUCCCUGGAGGGGCCCCGGGGUCUUCGGCACCAUUCCUGCUCGGUGGUAGGGCCCUUUGCUGUGCUCUUUGGUGGAGAAACUCUGACCAGAGCCCGGGACACAGUCUGCAACGACCUCUACAUCUACGAUUCUCGUGAGAGCUGCCCCGAUACUUGGGAGGACAAAGAGAGGGCAGGAAGAAGGCAAAUCAACCAGAAGAUGGUUCUGCUUUCCCUGUGCAGAUCGAAGCAUGAAACGGGUAGGCCAUCGAACCUGCCUCUGGAAUGACCAGCUCUAUCUAGUUGGAGGCUUUGGUGAGGAUGGCAGGACAGCUAGUCCGGAUGUUUAUACACUGGAACUAUCUUUCUGAGCCAGAGAAAUCUGCUUCCUCAGUUCAUCCAAACACACAAAGCAUUAUCCUACCAGACCCUGCAGUUACAGUUGUUCAUUAAAUGCUGAUCUGGAAGUCAGA